Messenger RNA from Odobenus rosmarus divergens (Pacific walrus), 1333 nucleotides. It is a transcript of the gene DPM1, whose product is annotated as dolichyl-phosphate mannosyltransferase polypeptide 1, catalytic subunit. Gene Ontology annotation, biological process: protein O-linked glycosylation via mannose; GPI anchor biosynthetic process. The transcript has 9 exons. Gene Ontology annotation, molecular function: dolichyl-phosphate beta-D-mannosyltransferase activity. Lineage: Eukaryota; Metazoa; Chordata; Mammalia; Carnivora; Odobenidae. The record is from RefSeq and is a predicted model, not a curated record. Bases 20 to 802 code for a protein of 260 amino acids. Gene Ontology annotation, cellular component: endoplasmic reticulum membrane.
CGUCUCGCGCAGUUCCGCCAUGGCCUCCGAGGAAGCGAGCGGUAGUCCUCGUAGGUCUCGGCGUGAGCCGGAGGGGCGCGCCCCGCGACAGGACAAGUAUUCAGUGCUUUUGCCCACCUACAACGAGCGCGAGAACCUACCGCUCAUCGUAUGGCUGCUGGUGAAAAGCUUCUCCGAGAGUGGAAUCAAUUAUGAAAUUAUAAUCAUAGAUGAUGGAAGCCCAGAUGGAACAAGGGAUGUUGCUGAACAGUUGGAGAAGAUCUAUGGGUCAGACAAAAUUCUUCUAAGACCACGGGAGAAAAAGUUAGGGCUAGGAACUGCAUAUAUUCACGGAAUGAAACAUGCCACAGGAAACUACAUAAUUAUUAUGGAUGCUGAUCUCUCACACCAUCCAAAAUUUAUUCCUGAAUUCAUUAGGAAACAGAAGGAGGGUAAUUUUGACAUUGUCUCUGGAACUCGCUACAAAGGAAAUGGAGGUGUAUAUGGCUGGGAUUUGAAAAGAAAAAUAAUCAGCCGCGGGGCCAAUUUUAUAACUCAGAUUUUGCUCAGACCAGGAGCAUCUGAUUUAACAGGAAGUUUCAGGUUAUACCGAAAAGAAGUUCUACAGAAAUUAAUAGAAAAAUGUGUUUCUAAAGGCUAUGUGUUCCAGAUGGAGAUGAUUGUUCGGGCACGACAGCUGAAUUAUACUAUUGGCGAGGUUCCAAUAUCAUUUGUGGAUCGUGUUUACGGUGAAUCCAAGUUGGGAGGAAAUGAAAUAGUCUCUUUCUUGAAAGGAUUAUUGACUCUCUUUGCUACUACAUAAAAGAAAGUUGUUCAUUAUACUUAUGUUGAUUUCAUUUAAACAUAAAAGAAGCCUGGUUGCUGAUUUUUAUAAAAUGUACUCUUAGAGCAUAAAUCAUAAGGUAAGGUAAAUUUCAUACAAAUCUUUUUUCUGAGGAAACUCCAUUUUAUAUGUCAAAUUAAAUUAGAAAAAUGAGCAGUGUUCUCAAUUUCCAUUUGAUUUUGCUGUAUUAAGACUUGUAAAUAAAUGUAUUUGGGUUUUUUGUUUUUGUUUUUUUUUUUUCAGAAAAUAUUGCUUUCAUUAGAGUAUAUGAGUGCAGAAUUUCUUACGUGGGAAAGAUUUUGAAGUAUAUAAAGAACUGGAUUCAUAGCUCUUUGUAAUAGAUGUCAGAAGUAAGAAUAAUGUUAAUUAUAUUCAUGAAAUAUAUAUGCCUGUUUCUGUAUGAAUGAAGAAGUAGACACCUCUGCCCCUUCUUUAAAAAUGUAUUGCAAAUUUCUUAAACUAGAUAAAACAGUAUGUUUAGGUCAUGAAUUUAAAGUUGGGCUGUUUGUA